Messenger RNA from Solanum stenotomum, 582 nucleotides. Its product is annotated as glucan endo-1,3-beta-glucosidase-like. The record is from RefSeq and is a predicted model, not a curated record. The transcript is spliced from 4 exons. Bases 69 to 410 code for a protein of 113 amino acids. NCBI's taxonomy places the organism in Eukaryota, Viridiplantae, Streptophyta, Magnoliopsida, Solanales, Solanaceae.
GCCAAACAACAUUUCAUCAACAAUCACUUUACAUCUCUGUUUCCUCUGCUAAUCUAGUAUAAUCACUAAUGGCUAAAGCAAUUCUCACCCUUCUAUUCCUUCUCUCGUCCUACUUCUCAGCAGGGAGUCUGACAUUAGUGGAUGGACAGAAGACUUGGUGUGUGGCUAGACCUUCAUCAGAUGAGAUGGCACUUGAGCAAAACAUAGUUUUUGCAUAUAAAUAUGUGAAUUGCAAUAUAUUUAACGAGGGUGGUCCUUGUUUUUCACCAGAUAAUUCGAUGAAUCAUGCUUCUAUUGCCAUGAAUUUGUACUAUCAAUCUAAAGGAAGGAAUUUUUGGAAUUGUAACUUUGGUAAUUCUGGCCUUGUUGUCUUGACUGAUCCAAGUUAUGGUGGCUGCAUCUAUGGGUGAAGUCAUCAAGUCAUGGUUAGGAGAAGCAACUCAUGAGGAGAUUAUUAUUAUCAUAUUUUUUACUUUUUUUAAAAGUCAAUUUCUUCUUAUUCUUCACAAAAUCGAGUUUAGCGACUCUAUGUCUAGAUUUAUGUGAUACAGUUUUCUUUUUAAUCUAUUACAAAAGAAAUGU